Molecule: messenger RNA, 3666 nt
Organism: Rotaria sp. Silwood1
Lineage: Eukaryota; Metazoa; Rotifera; Eurotatoria; Philodinida; Philodinidae
Source: the annotation of a GenBank genome assembly
AUGAAUAAUAAUAAUAUAAACUAUUCAUCAAUAAUGUCUAAUGAUCAUGAAACAGGUACAUCAGGUGAACCUUUACGUAUGUUUGAUCCAUCAUAUCAUACUUAUCCUCCACAUUCAAAUCUUUAUUCGGAUUAUACAAAUGCAGCAUCAAAAAUGGAAGCAUUGGAUUAUAACUAUUGGCCAACACCAUCAACUACUACACAUAAUAUUCUAACAAAUCCAACAAUUGCAAUUCUUGAUCAAACUCCAACAUCAUCCUCAUCUUCAACCUCGUCCUCCUCAUCAUCAUUAUCAAAUCCAACAAUUGAAACACUUGUACCUGCUUCAUCUGUACAGUUAGCCCAAAUAAAUACAUCAGCUACUAUUUCCUCAACACAUCAUCAUCAUCAUAUACAUCAACAUCUUUACCCGCCGUCACCUCCACCAUGUAAUGAUCCAUCAACAUGGCUUGGCUCAGGUAAUUAUCAAGCAUUACAUUCAACAGCAAAUCCAUCAUCCUAUCGUCAUUAUACAACUCCAUGUUCAUUUUAUUCAACAAAUAAUUUUUAUGAUCCAUCACAAACACAAUGGACACAGCCUCCACCACCACCACCACCAGCAUCACUUCCAAUUAAAUUUGAAUCAUCUUAUAGUCCACCCAACUAUUAUGAAAUACCCAAUCAUAUAAAUCAUUGUCAUGAACAAAUAUCUAAGGAUGAACCAUCAAAUUCACCACAGCAAAUAAAUUGGCAUAAAAAUGACUCAUCAUCAACAUCAAUGAUUCCAAUACCACCAAAAAAUCCAUUGAACGGAAAAACACGUACACGUGAUAAAUAUCGUAUUGUUUAUACAGAUCAACAACGAUAUGAACUUGAAAAUGAAUUUAUUAUAUCAAAAUAUAUUUCAAUACCACGUAAAUCAGCAUUAUCAGUAACAUUAUCAUUAAGUGAACGACAAAUUAAAAUUUGGUUUCAAAAUCGUCGUGCAAAAGAACGUAAAUUAAAUAAAAAACGACAAGAAAUAUCUUCAACACGCCAAUUAAAUAAUUCAAAUGAUGUUGAUUCACCAAGUGAUGGUGGUCUUGAAAGUCCAAAUUAUUAUCAAAAUUAUUCGUUACACGAUUAUAUAAAGCAGCAGCAACAACAACAACAACAGCAACAACCAAAAAGUGCUAUUGCUGAAAUGGAUUUAAGUGUGCUCAGUUGUCUUGGACCAGAUUUUGAUAAGCAAACAGUAUUCAAUUUGCUCAGUGAUAGUAAUUAUAUUGAAUCAGGUUUAACACAAUCUACUGCAUCAAAUUGGUGGGCAUCUAGUCCAUCUCAAUGGAAUAACUCAUUGAUACAAGUACCUGUUUAUACACCUCGUUCAGUAAUGAACGACCUUGAACCUCAAUCACCUACAAGUGCUACUAUUAAACGACCUUUAUCUGAUGUUAGCAAUCGAACGAUUGCUGGUCGAUCAUUGACAAAUAACCAAACACCACCGAAAAUAGAAUUGUCAACACUUGUACGAUCACCUACAACGGAUUUGCACAGUCGAGUGCCAUCAUCUAUUAAACGAUCACGUCUUGCACCUAACUUUUUUUCUUCUACUGUCUCUUCGUCAUACGAAACAUCACCACCAACAACACAACAAUCGUCUGACGUAGUAUCAACAAUCGAUACAACUGAACGAGCCUUGGAAAUUGCUCUUUUACUUAAAGAAUAUCCUGAUUGUAGUUGUGUACUUAUUACACUUAUUCAAGAAUAUCAAAGCCGAUUUCAAAAACCUCUCCAUGUAAGUGAAUUAUAUACAAUGAAACAUGCCAUUGACAUUCAAGAUUAUGGAGGUAACCGAAUUGCUCGUCUAUUGCCAGAAUUUCGUACUCGUUUCGAUGAAAAUUAUAUUAAUACUCAACUUGAACAACCUUAUUGUAUAAUACAUUGUUCAAAAAAUUGUAUUGUUAAUCCUGAUCUUGAUUUACCAUUUAUUCAAAUACCAUUCCGAACAUUUGCUGAUAACCUUCGUCAAUUAUUAAUUCAACAUAAUGGUUCAAUGCCUUUAGCUAGUUUUCCUCAAUGUUAUUCUCAUAAUUUCGAACCGUUAAUUGAUCAUUAUGAAGGUGUACCACUUGAGCAUUAUAUUUCAUGUAUCAAAGAUAUUCAAAUCGUAACUGGACAAGGAGUUAUUAAGAAAGUUCAAUUUUCUCAUAUACCAGGAGGAUCAUUUAUAUCAAUGCCAUUUGAUACAUCAAAUAUGCAUGUCGAUACAUGUGCUGAAGUUCAACAACGUUUACAACAAUUUUCACGUGAAGUUCUUGAUUUACUUAAAAACCAAGGUUCACAUUGUCGUUUACCUGUUUCAAAAUUUGUUUCGACUUAUCAUCAAUAUUUUAAUCGACAAUGUCGUGUUGCUGAUUAUGGUUUUUCAAAAAUGAUCGAUCUUUUAUCUGCCAUACCAAAAUCAAUUCAAAUACUUGGUGAUGGAAAUAAACGUAUUAUAACAAUUACUCAUCGAUGUCAAAUGAAACGAUUUACUAAUGAUAUUAUUCGUAUAUUGAAAAAUAAACCACAACGAUCAAUGUCAAUUAGUGAAAUUCCCAUCGAAUACGAAAUAGCUUAUAAAAAACCAUUUUGCAUCGCUGAUUUUGGUAUGUGCUAUUUGGACGAUCUUGUUAAUGAAGUAAAAGAUAAUAAAGAACUAGUAGUGGAAGCUGAGAAGAGCAUUAUUAAGCUUUAUCGUAAAGAACGAACGGAUUUAGAAGUUUAUGCAACCAGCAAUUUUCAACAAGAUAUUAUUGAUAUGCUUCGUGUCUUACCUGAUUUUAGUAUACCGUUUCAAAAAUUCAUUCCAUCCUACCACCAUCAUUUUGGUUAUCAAUGUAAAGUACAAACAUUUGGUUUUUCUCGUUUAGUUGAUUUACUUGAAGAACUUUCUCAUGUUGUCAACAUUAAUGAAGAUAAGAAUGGUGAGAAAAUUGUUCAAUUAACAUCAAAUAUGGUGGGACAUGCAAUAGUAUUAAAUAUCGAACAACUCGUUCGAAAAUCUCAUGGUGAAUUAAAACUUAAAGAUCUACGAGCACAAUAUUUACAAGUUUAUCGAAAUGAACUUAAUCCAGAAGAUUUUGGUUUCAACAAGCUUGAAACAUUACUUCACACAAUGACGGAUAAAUUUGAGUUUCAUUAUACUGAACCUGAUGUUUCUAUUUCAAUCAAAGAACCAAAUCCAAUAAUAUUACAACUAACGAAAAACGUUAUUCUUACAUUGAUGCUUUCUCAAUGCCAAUUAUCUUUUUGGCAAUUAAAACAAGAUAUGCUCGUGCGCUUUAAACAAGAUAUUACGUUGAAUAUGUGUCGUAAUGAAUUACGAGAUUAUGUCGAGAUAAUUGAUCAAACUGUUCGGUUAACUCCACCAAUGAUUUUUGCUUACAAUGUUGUACUUCUUCUAAGUCCAUGUGAUGGUCGUAUGCUUUAUGAUGAUUUUAUUGUUGAAUAUCAACGUCGAACUGGUUCAAGUCAUUUACUCUAUCCAACAGAUUAUGGUUUUCCAACAAUGGUUCGACUUUUUGAUGCUAUUCAACUUGUUGCUCAAGUUCGUGGUCGUCGCAAUUUUAAAAUAAUUAUGCUUGAUCCUGAAUUUCGACGUAUGUUAUUAAAGAAAAUUCAUGUCUUUUUUCUUGGAGCUGACAAAUUUUUUCCAAGAAAAUAG